AUGUCUUUACUCAACCGUCUGGCCAGUCUCACGCCCGCAGUGCCUCCGGGUGCUGCGCUGGCAGGCACCGUUACCAUACCCGCAUCAUUAGGCUUUGUUCCCGUCGCCGUGCACUUUGAUCUAUUCCGGGCAUUGGUUCGCCAUGGAGGCCCAGCAAGCGCAAAGGAUAUCGCCGAUGCAGUCAACGAAGCUAUCCAGGCAGACGGAGAAAAUAAAUCGAGGAUCCCGCUCCUUCUCGCUGCCGACACGCUCUACAUCAUGGCUGGUCUUGGGCUGGUCGAACGCGUGGACGAAGACUGUUUCGUGGCCAACGCUAUUACCCGCCACAUGGUCGACAUGCCAUCGGCGCAGCAUGGUGCCGUACACUUUUGUACCGAAGGAUUAAUGGCUGGUGCCUUUUUGAUGAAGCAGCUCCAGGAUACGAACUUUGCCUACCCCUUUGAUGAAUGCAAUGGGCCGUUCCAGUACGCCUACAAGUUGAUGGGCCAAGAGGAGCUCGCCAAGCAGCAUGCGUACUCCAUCAUGGAGGAGCAGGGUCGUAUGGACAGCUUUAAUCAGUUCAUGGUCGGCAAGUUCCUCAAAUUCGGUACCUUUCCCGAACGCGUGGCAAGCGUUGGCUACGACCUUGGCGCCGUUCUGGGCGUGAAUCCUGAUAAUUCAAGCUCCGGUCUUCGCGACGACGAGGUCGCCAUGGUAGACAUUGGCGGCGGACGCGGCGAACUCCUCCUCGAAGUCCAAGCACGCUACCCCCAACUCCAACCGUCACAACUAAUCGUGCAAGAAUUCAACGCAGCCAUUGACGAUGUCCCUGGCGUGCGGCUGAUGGAGUGGAACUACAAGAUCUCAGCGGAACAGCCGAUCCGGGGAGCGCGCGUGUACAGUCUUCAACAUAUUCUGCAUAACCUGUCAGACCUGGGUGCCGUGGCGUUGGUGCAGAAGCUGGCGCGAGCUAUGGGCCCAGAGUCACGGUUGCUGAUUAUUGAGUAUGCGAAGAACUUGACGUAUACGAAUUUGCAUUCGAGUAUGAUUGCGUUGUAUGGAGGGCGCGAGCGCAGUUCGGCGGAGUGGCGGCAGUUGGCUGGUGUUUGUGGGCUGAUGGUGAGCUUUGAGAAAUAUGAGACGGCUGGGGAGUCAUUGGUGGAGAUGCGAUUGGUCUAG
Penicillium cataractarum is the source of this 1158-nucleotide messenger RNA. Its product is annotated as putative O-methyltransferase. The transcript is spliced from 5 exons. Bases 1 to 1158 code for a protein of 385 amino acids. Gene Ontology annotation, molecular function: O-methyltransferase activity. The record is from RefSeq and is a predicted model, not a curated record. NCBI's taxonomy places the organism in Eukaryota, Fungi, Ascomycota, Eurotiomycetes, Eurotiales, Aspergillaceae.